This is a messenger RNA of Dictyostelium purpureum, 499 nucleotides long. RefSeq lists its product as uncharacterized. The record is from RefSeq and is a predicted model, not a curated record. Lineage: Eukaryota; Evosea; Eumycetozoa; Dictyosteliales; Dictyosteliaceae. Gene Ontology annotation, cellular component: cytoplasm. Gene Ontology annotation, molecular function: RNA binding; translation initiation factor activity. Gene Ontology annotation, biological process: translational initiation. The transcript has 2 exons. The coding region runs from base 16 to 441 and encodes 141 amino acids.
ACUUAACAUAACAAGAUGCCUAAAAAUAAGGGAAAAGGUGGUAAAAACCGUAGAAGAGGAAAGAACGAAAAUGAACAAAAAAGAGAACUUCAAUUCAAAGAAGAUGGCCAAGAAUAUGCCCAAGUUUUAAGAAUGUUAGGUAAUGGUCGUUUAGAAGCUCAAUGUUUUGAUGGUGAAAAACGUUUAUGUCACAUCAGUGGUAAAUUAAGAAAGAAAGAAUGGAUUAAUAAUGGUGAUAUUAUUUUACUUCAAUUAAGAGAUUAUCAAAAUGAAAAAGCUGAUGUCAUUCUUCGUUAUAAUGUUGAUGAAGCUCGUAACCUUAAAACUUAUGGUGAAUUACCAGAAACUGCCAGAAUUAACGAAACCGAUGUUUUCGAUGAAACUGAAGAUAUUCCAUUCGAAUUCGUUGCUGAUGACGAUGUUGAUCUCGACACUCUCUAAAAAAAAAAAAAAAUUUAUAUAUAUAAUAAAAAAAAAAAAAAAAAAAUUUAAAUAAUGU